AUGAGCGGAUUUACUCCCAACAUAGCUGAUAAAGAUGUUAGAGUCGUUGUGGGCUUGGACUUCGGGACCACAUUCUCAGGUUUCGCCUAUGCCCAUACGACGAACCCUAAUAAUGUUGAAACGAAUGACACAUGGCACAAUCGCAAAGCUUUAGUGAAGACUAACACUGCUCUCUUAUAUGAUGAGAAAUGGAAUGUAACUCAAUGGGGCGCCGCAGCCCUAGCAUCAAAACCAAAGA
Paraglomus occultum is the source of this 238-nucleotide messenger RNA. The record is from the annotation of a GenBank genome assembly. Lineage: Eukaryota; Fungi; Glomeromycota; Glomeromycetes; Paraglomerales; Paraglomeraceae.